UCUCCAUCUCCAGCAUUAAACUCUGACUUUUGCUGCCCAGGAUGUUGAAUAUAGUCAUUUCCAAAACCUUUACGGUAUUGUACAUAAAACCACCUUCUUCCAUUUCACGUAACCAGUUAACAAAUGGGCCUUCAUUGUUUUUUUAUUUUCUAUCUCCUAUUGUUGUCUGUAACCUCGCCAAUCUCCAUAGCAGAAGACAUCUUAAGAGAAAACCAGUUCCUCGAAGAUGGCCGAGGCCAGACCCUGGUCUCUUCCAACCAGCGCUUUGAACUCAGCUUUUUCAGCCCCGGCAGUUCCACAAACAGGUACUUGGGUAUUUGGUACAAGAAUCUCCCACCCCCUCUAACAGUGGCCUGGGUGGCUAAUAGAAACAACCCAAUUCAAAAUAUUUCAGCAAGAUUACUGCUUAACUCUAAUGGGUUUUCACUUUCCAAUAACAAUUCGGCAAUUUUUUGGUCUGUAAAUUCCACUAAGUCGCUGGCCAGUCCCGUUUUGCAGCUUUUAAACAACGGCAAUCUUGUUCUGAGAGAUGAAAACAGCGGUGGUUCUUCAGAGGAGUAUAUUUGGCAGAGUUUUGACGAUAUAACUGAUACUCUUUUACCCGAAAUGAAGCUCGGAUGGAACCUCAGAAAGGGCCUCCACCGGAACGUGACGUCAUGGUUGGACGGUAAUAAUCCCGCUUCCGGAGAAUUCACUUUCGGACUUGAAUCAUUGCAGACGCCUCAGUUGGUCCUCGUCAAAGGGACCGAAAAACAGUAUCGAUGGGGUCCUUGGGAUGGAGUCAGAUUCAGUGGGAACAGGGACCUCAAACCCAACCCAAUAUUCACUCCUGUUUUCAUCUCAAACACUGAAGAGGUCUAUUAUAGUUUCAGGGUCGAAGACAACACCACCUUAUCGAGGUUUACGGUGAGCCAAGAGGGCUUGAUUCAGUACUUUGUAUGGAGUGAAACUACCAAAGCGUGGACCAUAUUUGUGACCCUUCAGGUGGACGGUUGUGACACUUAUGGGGUUUGUGGGCCUUACGGUAGCUGCUCCACCUACCCAACUUGCAAGUGUUUGAAUGGGUUUCGGCCAAAGUCGCCGGAUGAGUGGGGAAGGCGCGUUUGGUCAGGUGGAUGCGAGCGAAAAUGGGAUUUGAAUUGUGGGAACGGAGAUGGUUUUGUGAUGUUCAAGUCAUUGAAGUUGCCUGAUCAUUCUUUUUUGGCGUUGAAUAGGACAUUGAGCCAUGAUGAAUGUCAGGCUAUGUGUUUGAAGAAUUGUUCAUGUACGGCUUUUACUAGACUUGUUGCUAAUGAGAAUGGGGGGAAUUGCGUGAUGUGGUCUGGAGACUUGAUUGACAUGAGGAGCUUUCCUGAUCAAGGCGAAGCACUCUAUGUGCGAAUGGCGAGAGCUGAACUAAAGUCAAUUGCUGAUGCCAAGAAGAGAAAACAACUGAAGGUGGCUGUUGUCAUUGUCAUCUCAACUGUCACAGGUUUAAUCCUAAUUGGUUUGAUUGGCUGGUUUUUAAUCCGCAAAAGGAUGGCCAAGAGGACAGUUACCACAGGAAACAUGCAAAAUCGGACUGAAGAAUACGAGCUAGAAACUCAAGAGGAGGACCUAGAACUACCUCUUUUCGAUCUGAACAUUGUUUCUGUAGCUACUGGAGAAUUCUCUUUCGCCAACAAGAUUGGCGAAGGUGGCUUUGGUCCUGUCUACAAGGGUGUAUUGCCCUCUGGACAAGAAAUUGCUGUAAAAAGGCUCUCAAAGAGUUCUGGUCAAGGCACCGAAGAAUUUAAGAAUGAGGUUAUUUUGAUUGCGAAACUUCAGCAUCGGAAUCUUGUUAAGCUCCUAGGAUGCUGUAUUCAAGGAGAAGAAAAGAUGCUCAUUUACGAGUACUUACCCAACAAGGGCUUAAAUUCCUUACUAUUUGAUGAAACUAGAAAAAAAUCACUCACAUGGAAGAAGCGGUUUGACAUAAUUACUGGGAUAUCACGAGGGUUAGUGUAUCUUCAUCAGGAUUCCAGGUUGAGAAUCAUCCACAGGGAUCUAAAAGCAAGCAAUAUAUUACUUGACAGCGAGAUGGAGCCCAAAAUAUCAGAUUUUGGCAUAGCAAGAAUUUUUGGAACAGAACAAACACAAGAAAGGACACUCAGAAUAAUUGGAACAUACGGUUAUAUGUCUCCUGAAUAUGCUAUGACCGGGCACUUUUCUGUGAAAUCAGACGUUUUUAGUUUUGGUGUAUUGCUAUUAGAAAUUGUAAGUGGGAAAAAGAACUGGGGAUUCUAUCAUCCUGAUCACGAUCUUAACCUUCUUGGACAUACUUGGAAGCUAUGGAAUGAAGGAAAAGCGUUGGAACUAAUAGACAAAGCAAUGGAGGGAUCAUUUUCCGCGGAUGAAGUAAAAAGGUGUAUCAAAGUAGGCCUUUUGUGUGUGCAACAACGUGUGGAAGAUAGACCAAUCAUGUCUUCUGUUUUGCUCAUGUUGGGUAAUGAGAAUUCAACGGUUCCAGAACCCAAAGAACCUGGUUUCAGUACUGAAGUUUCUUUCCUUGGAUCGGACCAUACAUCUUCAAGUGGGAAAAAUCCUCAUACUGCUAAUAGUCUAACAGUCACACUUCUAGAUGGACGAUAAGAAAUCUUUGUACAUUUUAUUCUUCAAUUGGGAAUUUUGACUAAUACGUACACCUUGAUUUUCCCCGUACCAUAACAUGCAUUGAAUUUAACUAAUGUAUUUUGAGUCUUUAAGCAGUCAAAUAUAUUUAAUGCUCUCUCUCUUUGUAAA
Humulus lupulus (European hop) is the source of this 2760-nucleotide messenger RNA. RefSeq names its product receptor-like serine/threonine-protein kinase SD1-8. Bases 124 to 2610 code for a protein of 828 amino acids. The transcript has 7 exons. NCBI's taxonomy places the organism in Eukaryota, Viridiplantae, Streptophyta, Magnoliopsida, Rosales, Cannabaceae. The record is from RefSeq and is a predicted model, not a curated record. Gene Ontology annotation, molecular function: protein serine/threonine kinase activity; ATP binding. Gene Ontology annotation, biological process: protein phosphorylation; recognition of pollen.